AUGGAUAAGAUAUUAAGUCUUCCGCGGACUUUGAUAAUAUAUAGAACUCAUUCAGACCUCAGUCGUCGACGGCCAACACGGUAUUGACUCCGACGCCGCCAUGGUUCGGUCCGUAGAACCACUAGUUGUUGGCCAAGUGAUCGGAGAUGUGCUUGACAUGUUUACACCGGCCACCGAGUUUACAAUCCGUUGUGGCGACAAACAAGUCACUAAUGGCUGUAAUGUCAAGCCGUCCGCCGCCGCAGAGAAACCCCAUGUUCAGGUUCUUGGUCUUCGGGCUUCUUCCAAUUUAUACACCCUCGUUAUGGUGGAUCCUGAUGCCCCAAGUCCAAGUGAACCCAAUUUAAGAGAAUGGCUCCAUUGGUAAUGGUUUAUUUGAUUAUGUACCUAACUACUUCAUUUACUUUUUUCAUGUGAUAUAGUAUUAUUUAAAAACAAAAUAUUAUGUAGUUCAGAUUGUAUAACUUUAGUUAUUAGAUAAUGUGCGUAAUUUUUUUUACUUAAUAAUUUUUUAUUGAAUAUAUGUUGUAAAAUAUAUUAAAUUACAAGUG
Molecule: messenger RNA, 551 nt
Organism: Rubroshorea leprosula
Lineage: Eukaryota; Viridiplantae; Streptophyta; Magnoliopsida; Malvales; Dipterocarpaceae
Source: the annotation of a GenBank genome assembly